Molecule: messenger RNA, 2804 nt
Organism: Punctularia strigosozonata HHB-11173 SS5
Lineage: Eukaryota; Fungi; Basidiomycota; Agaricomycetes; Corticiales; Punctulariaceae
Product: ammonium transporter
Exons: 8
Coding region: 388-2010 (540 amino acids)
Biological process (GO): ammonium transmembrane transport
Cellular component (GO): plasma membrane
Molecular function (GO): ammonium channel activity
Source: RefSeq, a predicted model, not a curated record
GGCCGAUCGGGGUCCUUCCUAGCGCCCAAAAACGCACCGUAUAUCACGAACUUAUCGCGGACGAAAUGCGGGCGGUUGCAACGAGCUAGAAGCGAGGGAGAGUGCGUCUGCUGAUCGCUCUUUUCGUGCGUACGACGCAAGGAUGGCGAGUUGGAGCGAGCGUGUGGGGAGGGAAGUCGAAGGGCACGCCCCAGCCAAGUCCGAAGGCGGGUGACAGAACUGCCCGUCGGCCGUACGGAGAGAGGGGGAGGGGGCCAAUCGGGGCCAGAGCCAGUCGAGCGCUCCUCCACCGCCCGGCGUGCCCGCCAUAAAAAGUAGUUUUGCCUCCUGCGAUCCCCGUCCUCUCCGACUGUAGCAGCACACCAUCGUAUCUCCUCAUUGCUACCCAUGGCUGGCUACCUCUUCGCUCGCGACGCCAGCCCGGGCGAUCUGGGCGACUUCAAUCUCGGCGAUGUCGCCUUCAUCAUCCUAGCCGGCGCCCUGGUCAUGUUCAUGGUCCCUGGACUUGCGUUCCUCUACUCCGGCCUGUCCCGGCGCAAAUCGGCGCUGUCUAUGAUCUGGUCCGUCUGCGCCGCGAACGCGGUCGGCGUCUUCCAAUGGUGGUUCUGGGGCUACUCGCUCGCCUUCUCGCCCACGGCCUCGAACGGCUUCAUCGGCGACCUCCACAACUUUGCCCUCCGCAACGUCGGCGGCCAGGCGAGCACCGCGACGCCGCUGCUGCCCGAGCUUCUGUACGCCUUCUUCCAGAUGGAGUUUGCGUGCGUUACGAUCGGCAUACUCAUGGGCGCGUCUCCUUCCCCUCUUUCCUUUCCCCGUCGCGCCCUCGCGGAGCGCGGCCGCGUGUUCCCCGCGAUGGUCUUCGCCUUCUGCUGGAUGACGCUCGUCUACGCCCCCGUCGCCUGCUGGGUCUGGAACUCGUCCGGCUGGGCGUUCAAAUGGGGCGUGCUCGACUUUGCCGGCGGCGGGCCGGUCGAGAUCGGGUCCGGGAUGGGCGGGCUCGCGUACGCGUGGGUCCUCGGCAGGCGGCACGAGAAGGAGCUGCUCAACUUUCGGCCGCACCACGUCUCGCUCGUCGUCCUCGGCACGUUCAUGCUCUGGUUCGGCUGGCUGGGGUUCAACGGCGGGAGCGCGUUCGGCGCGAAUCUGAGGGCGAUCACGGCGAUUUGGAAUAGUAUGAUCAUGGCGUCCGUGUCCGGCAUGGUGUGGUGCGUGCUCGACUGGCGGAUCGAGCGCAAGUGGACGAUGGUCGGUUUUUGCUCAGGCACGAUCGCGGGACUCGUCGCCGCGACGCCGGCGUCCGGGUUCGUGCCCACCUGGGCCGCCGUCGUCGAAGGCCUCGUCGUCGGCGCCGUCGCCAACUUUGCGACCAAGCUCAAGUUUUUCCUCCGCGUCGACGACGCGCUCGACCUCCUCGCCGAGCACUGUGUCGGCGGCGCGCUCGGCCUGCUGUUCAACGGCUUCUUCGCGACGAACAAGGUCGUCGCGCUCGACGGCGUGAACGGGUCGAUCCAAGGAGGGUUCUUGGACAGGAACUGGAAGCAGCUGUAUAUCCAGUUUGCGUACGUGUGCGCGGUGUCGGCGUACGUGUUCGUGGUGACGGCGGCGAUCGCGUGGGUGAUCGACUUGAUACCCGGACUGCAUCUGCGCGCGACGGUCGAGGAGGAGCAUAUCGGGAUGGACGACGCCGAGAUCGGCGAAUUUGCGACGGACUAUAUCGAGGUUCGCAGAGACUACACCGAUUGGACGCCCGCGCCGGGUAAGGACGCGCCCGGGUAUCACAAGAGCGCGGCGGACGACGGGACGAGCCCCGGCGCGUCGGCCGAGACGCACGUCGCGGCGGGCGACCGACACGGCAGGCCGGAGGUGACCGCGCACGAGGGUCGGAACGCGUUCGCCCGCCCGACCGGCGACGGGCGUCAUCGGGAGCAGCCGCUCGCGUCGGAGAAGCCCGAGAACGGGAACGGGUACUUUGCGGCGGGCGAUCGGCAUGGCAAGCCUGAACGAGGAUGAGUAACGCCUCCUCGAUAACAGAAAAACAAAAAGGCAUGUACGAUGCGCGGACAGUGCUAUCGGCGGGGUAGUUGUUGUCAGGCUCCACACAUCGGCAUGCUAUGUAAUACACCAUACACUACUGUACACUAGUAUAGACGGGCGGACACGAAUGGGGAAUAUACAGUUUAUCAGACAGGCGAGAACUUGAGAGUGGACGACACAUGAUCCACAAGAUAGGACGAACGAGAAACCGAGCAGUGCGGAACACGAAUAUCUAACAAUCCCAGCCGAGCACGAAGUCGUCGUCGACGGGCAAAGUCUCGUUCUUGUCGACGUGGCCGCAGAUACCUCCGACGCCGAGGUGGUCUUUGAGGAGCAGGUCGACGACGUUGCGAGCUGCGAUCGUCUCGGUCUCCAUCGUCGAUAUGAACGGCUCGAAGGCGUUCACGUAAUAAAAGUGGUCGUCGACGACCUUGACGGGCGGGAAGGUGCUCGUGGGCGGCAGGAGCGGGUACGCGUCCCACUCCUUCCGGUGCACCCAGCCGACGCCGCCGGGCUCGCCCGUCCAGUCGAACACGCGCGCGAGCCACUCGUCGCUCACGCGCUCCUUCGAGAAGAUCUUGACGACGUACUCCGGUACCCAGUCCACGACGCGCCCGGGGCGGUGCACCUCGCGCGAGGUGACGACGCCGUGGUAGGUGAGCGAGUUGAACUCGAGCGCGUAGCGGGCGUACGGCGAGGAGGAGGAGGAGGCGGUCGUGGUUAGGAUCACCUGGGGGACUUUGUCCGUCGGUUUCAGGCCGAAGUGGGCG